This is a messenger RNA of Lynx canadensis (Canada lynx), 1973 nucleotides long. It is a transcript of the gene ZNF157, whose product is annotated as zinc finger protein 157. Gene Ontology annotation, biological process: regulation of DNA-templated transcription. The transcript has 4 exons. NCBI's taxonomy places the organism in Eukaryota, Metazoa, Chordata, Mammalia, Carnivora, Felidae. The record is from RefSeq and is a predicted model, not a curated record. Bases 115 to 1632 code for a protein of 505 amino acids.
AGCUGUUGAGUUUCCUCCUUACUGGAGGCUGCGGGAUCUUCCAUUCAUUCUGACCGCAGCCCACAUACAGACUCCCCUCCAGCUUUGGAAGGUGGGCUGAGACCCAGGGUGAACAUGCCAGCUACUGGGAAAUCACCCCAGAGGUUCCCUGCCCUGGUUCCAGGACAGCCUGGCAGAUCCUUUGAGGGAUCUGUGUCAUUUGAGGACGUGGCUGUGGAUUUUACCCGACAGGAGUGGCACAGACUGGACCCUGCUCAGAGGACCAUGCACAAGGAUGUGAUGUUAGAGAACUACAGCAACCUGGCAUCCGUGGGCCUCUGCGUGGCCAAACCAGAGAUGAUCUUCAAGUUGGAGCGAGGAGAAGAGCUGUGGAUUUUAGAGGAGGAAUCCUCAGGCCAAGGUUUCCCAGGAUCUCUCUCACUGCUGUGUGGCAAGAGUUCUGUCGGGGGUAGUGCCCUCAGGCAUGACAGUGACCUUCAGCGUCAGAAGAUUCAACCUGUGGAUCAAACUGUUGAGUAUAAUGGAUAUGGAAAAGUCUUCUACAAGAACACAGGCUUUGUUGGACAUAAAAGAACACACGCAGGAGUAAAAAACUUUGGAUGUCAUGAAUGUGGGAAAAGUUACUGCAGGAAAUCAAACCUUAUUGAACAUCUGAGGAUACACACAGGGGAGAGACCCUAUAAGUGUGGUGAGUGUGCAAAAACCUUCAGUGCAAGGUCAUACCUCAUUGCUCACCAGAAAACUCACACGGGGGAGAAACCCUUUGAAUGUAAUGAAUGUAGGAAGUCUUUUGGCAGGAAGUCACAACUCAUUCUACACCAGAGAACACACACAGGAGAGAGGCCGUAUGCGUGUGCCGAAUGCGGGAAAACCUUUUCUGAGAAGGCAACCCUCAUGAUUCACCAGAGAACUCACACGGGGGAGAAGCCCUAUGAAUGUAGCGAAUGUGGGAAAACAUUUCGAGUCAAGAUAUCCCUUACCCAACACCAGAGAACCCACACAGGGGAGAAACCAUAUGAAUGUGGUGACUGUGGGAAAAACUUCCGUGCAAAGAAAUCCCUAAAUCAACAUCAGAGAAUUCACACGGGUGAGAAACCCUAUAAAUGUGGCGAAUGUGGGAAGUUCUUCAGAAUGAAAAUGACUCUCAAUAAUCAUCAGAGAACUCACACAGGUGAAAAACCCUAUCAGUGUCAUGAAUGUGGGAAAUCCUUCAGGGUACACUCGUCUCUUGGGAUACAUCAGCGAAUUCACACGGGAGAGAAACCUUACGAAUGUAGCAAAUGUGGCAAUGCCUUCUAUGUUAAAGCACGCCUCAUUGAACAUCAGAGAAUGCAUUCAGGAGAGAAACCCUAUGAAUGCAGCGAAUGUGGAAAAAUCUUCAGUAUGAAGAAAUCCCUUUGUCAACACCAGAGAACUCACACGGGAGAGAAGCCCUAUGAAUGUAGCGAGUGCGGAAACGCCUUCUACGUGAAAGUACGCCUCAUUGAACAUCAGCGGAUUCACACGGGAGAGAGACCCUUUGAAUGUCAAGAAUGUGGCAAGGCCUUCUGCCGGAAAGCGCACCUCACGGAACAUCAGAGAACUCACGUGGGCCGGCCCUUGCCUUUUACUGUGGAGAAAGCUUCUUUGUGAAGACUCCCAUCACCGUCUGACCAAGCCCUCUGGGUCCUCUGGUCACCGGCACACAGAGCACAUUAGGCUCGGACACUGGUGUGAAAAUACAUCCUGAUUCCUGUUAGGGGAUAGCUCGUUGUUGUCGUUUCAUUUGGAUUCCCCUAAUUAAUGGUGAGGUUGAAUAACUUCUUACCUGUUGACUGGCCGUUAGGGUUCUUUUCUUCUGUGCUUUGACUGUUGUGUAUCCUUUCCCCAUUGUUUUCUGACGGGCUGCUUAUCUUUUACAUCCUGGCUUUACAUGUUCUUGUUUUCGUUUUUCAGUAUAUGAGAAUGUACAAACCUUUUUUCAGUCAUGUGUA